Cylas formicarius (sweet potato weevil) is the source of this 1499-nucleotide messenger RNA. Its product is annotated as 26S proteasome non-ATPase regulatory subunit 6-like. The record is from RefSeq and is a predicted model, not a curated record. Gene Ontology annotation, biological process: proteasome-mediated ubiquitin-dependent protein catabolic process. NCBI's taxonomy places the organism in Eukaryota, Metazoa, Arthropoda, Insecta, Coleoptera, Brentidae. The coding region runs from base 214 to 1464 and encodes 416 amino acids. The transcript is spliced from 3 exons. Gene Ontology annotation, cellular component: proteasome regulatory particle.
UUUGCCACGUAGUCUUCAUUUAUUUAUUUUUGUAUUCUUGUUAAAAUUCCUUUUUGUUUAAGUUGUCUCGGAGAAGUCUAUUUAUUAUAGAUAUGUCAAGUUGAAGCUUUAGAGUUUGGUAAUAAAAAGUGCUAAUGUUUUAUUACUCAAAAAUUAAUAUAAAACUAUAUAUAAAAUCUCAAUGUUGAUCGAGUCGUAUCGUGUCGGUGGACCAUGUCGCCGGACAAAAAAAUGGAUCCCCUAAAUACUGACAGUGAGGCGGUCAUUUUCUACGACAUAUCCUGCACAAACGUCAACGAACCGUCUUUAAAAAGGCAAACAGAAUGCAGAAAGAAUCCCAAUCUAGAUAUAGCUCAACUGAAAUUUCUUCUGACGCUGACGGAGCACAAAAAUGACACCGAAUAUUCAAACAAACUAUUGCGCCACAUCGAAGAAAACGAUAUGGCCCCAUUUUACGAACUCGUGUGCAAAGAACUCGAUUGGGAAAUCAAUCGGGAACUGUUCGAUCGGAUGAAAGAAUCCAACGCUAAACGACUUGAUUUGUUGGACGCAGAAAUCGAAUUUGCUCGCGGCAAUUUAGGCGCGAUCGAAGUAAAAGAAGCGUAUCUGGACAAAGCAAAUUACUUGAGCAGUAUAGGCGAUAAAGACGAAACAAUAAAAAUGCUAAGUCAGGCGUAUGCUAAUACAGUGGCGUUGGGUUGCCAGUUGGAUAACGUAUUUCACCGCAUACGGCUGGGAUUAUUUUUCAACGACUCGGAGCUAAUUAAGAAGAAUUUAUCGCGAUGCAAUGAGUUAAUUGAAAAAGGCGCCGAUUGGCACCACAGGAACUGCCAUAAAAUAUACAAAGGUCUGUUUUCACUGACAGUCAGAGAUUUUAUGACAGCGAGCAAUGCAUUCGUCAGCUCCAUAUCGACUUUCGUAUGCACGGAAAUUACAUCUUACGAAGAGUUCAUCAGAUACACCAUCCUAACCUCCAUGCUAACAUUAAAACGGCAAGACCUUUACGGGAAAAUCCUAACAAAUCCUGAGAUAGGUAAAGUGCUGCAUUACAACGAAACUUUAAAAAAGUUUGUCCAUUCGCUGUACCACUGCGAAUACAAAGAGUUCUUUAACAGCCUGGCAGAAAUAGAAAUAAGGAUGAGGAACGAUAUGCUGCUAUACCCUCACUACCGUUUCUAUGUUCGCGAGAUGAGGAUCAAAGCGUAUGACCAACUACUUUGCACUUACAUUUCGGUAAGUCUAGCGUAUAUGGCCGACCGAUUUGGAGUAAGCGAAGAAUAUAUCGAAAACGACGUGAGUAAAUUCAUAGCGGCCAAAAGGUUAAAUUACAAGAUUGACAAAAUCGGUGGAAAACUACUGAACCUUCGCAGCAAUAAAAAACAGGAAAUGUAUGAAAACGUUUUGAAGCAAGGUGACCUUCUCCUGAAUAGAAUACACAAACUCAGCAGGGUAAUAGAUAUUUAAAACAGAUGCGAAUAUGCAAACAUGAAAUAAAAGGU